Molecule: messenger RNA, 1582 nt
Organism: Populus nigra (black poplar)
Lineage: Eukaryota; Viridiplantae; Streptophyta; Magnoliopsida; Malpighiales; Salicaceae
Product: WAT1-related protein At3g28050-like
Exons: 7
Coding region: 106-1248 (380 amino acids)
Cellular component (GO): plasma membrane
Molecular function (GO): transmembrane transporter activity
Source: RefSeq, a predicted model, not a curated record
AACUACAUAAUACCCGUAAUAGUGUUUCGUGCUAGUUUCAGGGUCUGAAUUUUCAACUUUGAAUCUCGCAACAGAACAGAUAAUUAAGAAACAAAGAGAGUGAAGAUGGCGAGGAAAGUUGCAGUCCUGCCAAUUGUGGGGAUGGUAAUGGCAGAGUGUGCACAAGCUGGGCGGAUGAUAUUAGGCAAAGCAGCCAUGUCAAAUGGCAUGAGUAGUUUCGUCUUUGUCCUCUACUCUAAUGCCAUUGCCUGCCUCAUCCUCCUCCCUUCUUCUUUUCUCUUUCACAUGUUCUCUUCCCCAUCUCUCAGCACCCACGCCGUGAAGGAAUCAUGUACAUCUGACAUAACUCUGUUAUUCUUCUCUUUUAUUUGGCAGAUCACCAGAGAGGCCUCCACUCACCCUGUCAAUUGUCUCUGGAUUCUUCUUGCUUGGUCUUUUUGGUCUGCCCUAGUUUUUCGCAGUUGCUUGGGACAGAACUUUUGUUAUGCUGGCAUUAACCUCAGCUCUCCUACACUUGGCACUGCUAUGCUCAACCUUGUCCCUGGUCUUACCUUCAUACUUGCCAUUAUUUUCAGGAUGGAAAAUGUUGACUGGAAAAGUUACAGCACCCUAGCUAAAUCUAUGGGAACCAUAGUAUCAAUUGGAGGGGCAUUUAUUGUUACUUGCUACAAGGGUCCCCUACUUCUGAAGGCACUACCCUCUGUUGCAAGGUCAUCUCAUCAGGUUCUCUUGCAACAGUCAAAUUGGGUCCUUGGAGGAUUGCUCAUGGCAGUUGACUGUGCCACGGCUUCUUCAUGGCUUAUAGUACAGGCAUUGAUCCUUAAAAAGUACUCAGCAAAGUUGAUUGUGGUCUUUUUUCACUUCUUCUUUUCGACCAUAUUGUCUUCAAUAGUUUCUGUGGUCAUGGAAAGGGACCCCUCUGCUUGGAGCUUAAACUCUAAUAUAAGAUUGAUUGCUGUUCUCUUCUCGGUAUCAUGGUGUCUACACAAGACAGGUCCUGUGUUUGUUGCUAUAUUUGCACCCUUGGGGAUUGUCAUCGCAGCUGCAGCAAGUGUCAUCUGCUUUGGGGAUGCUCUGGAUCUUGGAAUUGUGAUUGGAGCUGCUAUAAUAGCCAUAGGAUUUUAUGCAGUGAUUUGGGGGAAGGCCCAAGAAGAGAUCAAGAAAGUUGAAGACAAGGAAAAUUGUGGCUCUGCCUCAUCCUCUCAAAAAGUCCCUUUUCUGCAAAAUAGAAGCAAUGAUUAUGCGUAGCAAGGUAAUAUCAGUGGAAAGGCACAGGAAAUUUAAACACGACACCCUCGAAACAAUCUGGUCUGUUCAAGAAGUUGAAGAAACAGUUCAGUUUGACAAGGAAAUAGUCUUUCUUGCUACUUCCUACAGCAUCUGAUUGUACCAGCUCAAGGAAAUGGACAGCCAUGGAGAGGGAGGUUGCAGUGGAGGGAUGGAAUAGGGUAAAAUAAAGCAAUUCCAUCAUUGAUUAAUCUUUAGGGAUGACAAAAUGCAUGGAAAAUCUUCAUGUCUUCGUUUAGGUCGCUUAGCAUUAGCAUGCAGAGCCUUGCCCUGAAGUGUCCUCUCAGUGGCAUUG